Messenger RNA from Lactuca saligna, 372 nucleotides. The record is from the annotation of a GenBank genome assembly. NCBI's taxonomy places the organism in Eukaryota, Viridiplantae, Streptophyta, Magnoliopsida, Asterales, Asteraceae.
AUGGCUAAAAUGAUUGCUAAGAAGAAAAAGAGUGUGCUAGUUGAAGAUGAAGACGAAGUUGUACCGGAGUCACCCAUUCAUGAUCAUGAUAUGACUAUUUCAUCACCAAAUAGGGAUUCUCCAAUCAAGUCGAAUGUCGAGGUGACUGGAGAUCUUGAUGGAUGUGUGAAAAUAUUUCAUGUGGACACAACCAUUAAUCAGGGUGAUCAUUCUAAAGAAUCUACUCCUGUGAAGACUAAUGUCAUACCACUCGGAUUCUCGAAUGUUGAAUCAGUUACUGAGGAGGUUCGAACUUUAGGCAUCCCUAUGAAAAUAUCUAAUAUAGACACAAAUGUCAUCAUGGUUAAAGGAGUGCUGAAUAAUGAAGCUUAA